GGAUGGACUAUAACAUUGAAUCAAUUACAAAACGCGGUUUCUGAGCCCAUUACAGCUGGAUCUAGAGGGAGGGAAGCAAGAGGGGACUUCGGGAGACGAUUGGAAGCUGCGGACGCACUUUUCCCCAUGUGUAGGGUUUUCAUGGCUGAUUGACAUAGAAGUUUUCCGGAGCUAUGGGGACUUCCCAUCCAGCAUUCCUGGUCCUGGGCUGCCUCCUCACAGGGCCUGGCCUCAUCUCCUGCCAGCUCGCGCUGCCCUCCAUCCUUCCCAACGAACACGAGAAGGUCGUGCAGCUGAAUUCGUCCUUUUCUCUGACGUGCUUUGGGGAGAGCGAAGUGAGCUGGCGGUACCCCGUGUAUGAAGAAGAGAGCCCCGACGUGGACAUCAGAAACGAGGAAAACAACAGCGGCCUGUUCGUGAGCGUGCUGGAGGUGGGCCAUGCCUUGGCAGCCCACACGGGGCUGUACACCUGCUACUACAACCACACGCAGACGGACGAGAAUGAGCUGGAAGGCCGGGACAUCUACAUCCACGUGCCAGACCCUGAUGUAGCCUUCGUCCCCCUGGGAAUGACCGAUUAUUUCGUUGUCGUGGAGGAGGACGAGUCUGUCAUCAUUCCUUGCCGCACGACAGACCCCGACACUGUCGUAACCCUGCGCAACAGUGACGGCGUGGUCCCUGCCUCCUAUGACAGCAAGCAGGGCUUUAAUGGCAGCUUCACAGACGGGCCCUACACCUGCGAGGCCACGGUCGAAGGGAAGACGUUCCAGACCAUCCCGUUUAACGUUUAUACCUUUCAAGCAACAGCAAAACUGGAUCUAGAAAUGGAAGUUCUUAAAACUGUGUACAAGUCAGGCGAAACGAUUGUCCUCACCUGCGCUGUCUUUAACAACGAGGUGGUUGACCUGCAGUGGAUUUACCCCGGGAAAGUGAAAGGCAGAGGCAGCAUUCUGCUGGAGGAAAUCAAAGUCCCAUUCAUCAAAUUGCUGUACACACUGAGGAUCCCCGAGGCCACCGUGAAAGACAGUGGCGACUACGAGUGUGCUGCCCGACACGCGACCAGGGACGUCAAAGAGAUGAAGAAAGUCACCAUCGCUGUUCACGAGAAAGGCUUCAUUGAAAUCAAACCCACCUUCAGCCAGCUGGAAGCUGUCAACCUGCACGAGGUCAAGCACUUCGUGGUGGACGUGUGGGCCUACCCCUCUCCCAGGAUAUCCUGGCUGAAGGACAACCUGACUCUGAUUGAAAAUCUCACCGAGAUCACCACUGACGUGGAGAAGAUCCAGGAAAUAAGGUAUCAAAGCAAACUCAAGCUGAUCCGUGCAAAGGAGGAAGACAGUGGGCAUUACACCAUCGUGGUGCAGAAUGAAGACGACGUGAAGAGCUACACUUUCCAACUCCUGACCCAGGUUCCCGCCUCCAUUCUGGACGUGGUUGACGACCACCACGGCUCUACCGGGGGACAGACGGUGACGUGCAUGGCCGAAGGGACUCCUCUCCCUGAAAUCGAGUGGAUGGUUUGCAAGGAUAUUAAGAAAUGUAAUAACGAAACUUCCUGGACAGUUUUGGCCAACAAUGCCUCCAACGUCCUCAUGGAGCUCCACCCCCAAGACAGGAGUACCGUGGAGGGCCGAGUGACGUUCCUCAAAGUGGAGGAGACCGUUGCAGUGCGGUGCCUGGCCAAGAACCCUCUUGGAGCUGAGAACCGAGAGCUAAAGCUGGUGGCGCCUGCCCUGCGUUCUGAGCUCACGGUGGCGGCCGCGGUCCUGGUGCUGUUGGUGAUUGUGAUCAUCUCCCUCAUUGUCCUGGUUGUCAUUUGGAAACAGAAACCGAGGUAUGAGAUUCGCUGGCGGGUCAUUGAGUCAAUCAGCCCCGAUGGACAUGAAUAUAUUUAUGUGGACCCGAUGCAGCUGCCGUAUGACUCCAGGUGGGAGUUCCCGAGAGACGGAUUAGUGCUUGGUCGGGUCUUGGGAUCUGGCGCGUUUGGGAAAGUGGUGGAAGGAACAGCCUAUGGGCUGAGCCGGUCACAGCCUGUCAUGAAAGUUGCGGUGAAGAUGCUGAAACCCACAGCCAGAUCCAGUGAAAAGCAAGCGCUCAUGUCUGAACUGAAGAUAAUGACGCACCUGGGGCCACACUUAAACAUUGUGAACCUGCUGGGAGCCUGUACCAAGUCAGGCCCCAUUUACAUCAUCACCGAGUACUGCUUCUACGGAGAUCUAGUCAACUACUUGCAUAAGAACAGGGACAGCUUCCUCAGCCGCCACCCGGAGAAGCCAAAGAAAGAGCUGGACAUUUUUGGACUGCACCCUGCUGACGAGAGCACACGGAGUUACGUUAUCUUAUCUUUCGAAAACAACGGUGACUACGUGGACAUGAGACAAGCGUAUACGACGCAGUACGUCCCCAUGCUGGAGAGGAAAGAGGUUUCUAAGUAUUCGGACAUCCAGAGGUCUCUGUACGAUCGCCCGGCCUCCUAUAAGAAGAAACCCGCAUUAGAUGCUGAAGUCAAAGACCUGCUGUCGGAUGAUAACUCGGAAGGCCUUACUUUGUUGGAUUUGUUGAGCUUCACCUAUCAAGUGGCCCGAGGCAUGGAGUUUUUGGCGUCAAAAAAUUGUGUCCACCGGGACCUGGCUGCUCGCAAUGUUCUCCUGGCUCAAGGAAAAAUUGUGAAGAUCUGUGACUUUGGCCUGGCCAGGGACAUCAUGCAUGAUUCCAACUACGUGUCGAAAGGCAGCACCUUCCUGCCCGUGAAGUGGAUGGCUCCGGAGAGCAUCUUCGACAACCUCUACACAACGCUGAGCGACGUCUGGUCCUACGGCAUCCUGCUCUGGGAGAUCUUCUCCCUCGGUGGCACGCCCUACCCUGGCAUGAUGGUGGAUUCUACUUUCUACAAUAAGAUCAAGAGUGGGUACCGGAUGGCCAAGCCCGACCAUGCCACCAGUGAAGUCUACGAGAUCAUGGUCAAGUGCUGGAACAGUGAGCCAGAGAAGAGACCCUCCUUCUACCACCUGAGCGAGAUGGUGGAGAAUCUGCUGCCCGGACAGUAUAAAAAGAGUUAUGAAAAAAUUCACCUGGACUUCCUGAAGAGCGACCAUCCGGCCGUGGCGCGCAUGCGCGUGGACUUGGACCACACGUACAUCGGCGUCACCUACAAAAACGAGGAGGACAAGCUGAAGGACUGGGAGGGGGGCCUGGACGAGCAGAGGCUGAGCGCAGACAGCGGCUACAUCAUCCCUCUGCCGGACCUCGACCCGGUGCCCGAGGAGGAAGACCUGGGCAAGAGGAAUCGACACAGCUCGCAGACGUCUGAAGAGAGUGCUAUUGAGACAGGCUCCAGCAGCUCGACCUUCAUCAAGAGGGAGGACGAGACCAUUGAGGACAUUGACGGGAUGGACGACAUUGGCAUAGACUCCUCAGACCUGGUAGAGGACAGCUUCCUGUAAUCGGAGGGCUCGGGGCGCCACCUCGGGACCCCUGGAAGAAAACCACUUUAUUGCAAUGCAAAGUCGAGAGGAGGACUUGGAUGACGUGUGGAGAGAAGUCCCAGCCAAGGGCCUCAGGGAGCCUUCGCAGUAGGAAUGCACGAGCUAUAUUGAAGUGGACAUUUUAGCAUUGCCUCUUGCAGUGCUUCGGAAGCAUCUCAGCGGUGUGUGAAGUUUGGGGGGAGACGGACGAGGGGAAAACGGGCCACGGAAGAUGAACUUUGUGUUUCCAGGGCAUUGGUGAGAUGUCGAAGUACGCGACUUGUACUGCCAUAACACUCCAGCAUUGUGAUGAUAUAAAUAACUCUGACUAGGGAUGCGUUUCGAUUGGUGUGAACUGUCUUCUCCGGACUUCUGAAGAGACCACUCCAUCCACCCACAUCCUUCCCUCCUGAAACCGGGUGUCAGCUGCUGCUGAUGAAGUGCAUGUAAAACCACUCUGAACCUUAAAAGGUACUGGGACUAUAGCAUUUUACUCUGUUUAGUGUUAAAGAGAUAAUGGAUAAUAAUUAACCAACCUUUAAUAGAUACGGGUCAUUUAGAAGCCCGACAGCUCAUUUUUAUAUCGUAAUCUACGUUUAUAAUAAUACUACUGUUACCAGUAAAGCAAAAUGUGUAAUAUGUAACAUGAUUUCCCUACAAAAAAAAAUUAAAAAAAAACACACAAAAACAAAACCUUUACUAGGUAGGUGCCAAGUUGGACAGUUUUGGACAUUUAUAUUAAAUAACAUGUUUCUCUAUAAAAUAAUUAUAGCUCUAGUGGGUUAAAUUUAGUCAAACAUAGAGAACAAGGUAGAAGUAGUUUUGUCCCGAAAGUCAGACUUUUUAAUUGUGUACUAAAUAGGUUCUCUAAUCCGUUGUAUUAAAAACACUUAACUUCCCUCUGAUAUAAAGGGUUUAGAAUCAAACUCCUAAAUCCUAAAUCUUCCCAGUAUAAGAGCAUAAGGCUGUGUCGAACUGGACUUCAUGUUAUUACUUCAUGGAAAAUGGAAUCACCAGCAGUAAGGUUGGAUCUGCGGAGGCAGCCAUGCCUGGGGUCACUUUGGAUUGCAACGUACAUAUUUUUAAAUCUCCGAACUUUUUUUUUUUUGGAGAGGUUUUUGCUAUAGGGCAUGUGCACUCGCCAGACAGA
Messenger RNA from Tupaia belangeri chinensis (Chinese tree shrew), 4614 nucleotides. RefSeq names its product platelet derived growth factor receptor alpha (gene PDGFRA). Lineage: Eukaryota; Metazoa; Chordata; Mammalia; Scandentia; Tupaiidae. The coding region runs from base 174 to 3443 and encodes 1089 amino acids. Gene Ontology annotation, biological process: platelet-derived growth factor receptor signaling pathway; protein phosphorylation; positive regulation of kinase activity. Gene Ontology annotation, molecular function: platelet-derived growth factor binding; platelet-derived growth factor alpha-receptor activity; ATP binding. The record is from RefSeq and is a predicted model, not a curated record. Gene Ontology annotation, cellular component: signaling receptor complex; plasma membrane. The transcript has 23 exons.